Molecule: messenger RNA, 4388 nt
Organism: Acipenser ruthenus (sterlet)
Lineage: Eukaryota; Metazoa; Chordata; Actinopteri; Acipenseriformes; Acipenseridae
Product: synaptobrevin homolog YKT6
Exons: 8
Coding region: 299-895 (198 amino acids)
Biological process (GO): endoplasmic reticulum to Golgi vesicle-mediated transport
Cellular component (GO): Golgi apparatus
Molecular function (GO): SNAP receptor activity
Source: RefSeq, a predicted model, not a curated record
UGUGUCGUGUUUCCAGCCGGUUGUGUUUGACAGUAGGACCGCUUUCCGCUGGAGUGACGUGGUUAGGUGAAGAAAAGGGAGUUUCUUUGUUGGAUUUCAUCUCGGUUUUUAUUUUCAGCUGUUGUGUUUUUUAAUAUACCAUUUUCAUCAGCCGCUGUUAAAGGAGCACGGAAGCUACAUUUGUAGAUACUUAGGUCGAGAUCCUGGGGUGAUAGACAGGAGAGAAACGAAGUGCAUAGAGCGAGCGAGAGAAGAAGAAUCAGAUUCGGGGUUGUUGUGAUUGUCAGGGUGACUCGCCAUGAAGCUGUACAGCCUGAGUGUUCUCCAUAAAGGGGCUUCCAAAGCCAACCUCCUCAAAGCAGCCUAUGACUUGUCCUCCUUCAGCUUCUUUCAGAGGUCCAGUGUGCAAGAGUUCAUGACCUUUACCAGCUCCUUGAUUGUGGAACGUUCAUCGCAUGGAAGCCGGGCAUCUGUCAAGGAACAAGAGUACCUGUGCCACGUGUACGUGCGUAAUGACUCGCUGAGCGCAGUGGUGAUCGCUGACAACGAGUACCCUUCCAGAGUCUGCUUCACUCUGCUCGAUAAGGUAUUAGAUGAAUUCUCCAAGCAGGUGGACAGGAUAGACUGGCCUUCUGGCUCGCCAACUACAAUCAACUACACCGCACUAGACGGCUACCUCGCCAAAUACCAGAAUCCUCGGGAGGCUGAUGCUAUGUCCAAAGUACAGGCAGAGUUGGACGAAACCAAAAUCAUUCUGCACAACACAAUGGAGUCCUUGUUGGAGAGAGGUGAGAAGCUGGAUGAUUUAGUCCAGAAGUCUGAACACUUGGGAAACCAAUCCAAAGCCUUUUACAAAACUGCUCGCAAGCAAAACUCGUGUUGUGAGAUCAUGUGAUCCUCCUCACCAGGCCCACUGGACCUACUGAUCUCUGACUAUCAAGCCUUCUUAACAUUCAGAACCAAGCCUCGAGCACACAGGACACGAGAGCAGACACUUAACAAUCCUUUUCCUCAGGGGAACGGGCGGGCAGGGGGGAGAUUAUUUGACAUCUGUCUUUUACUUCCGGGAGCUUUAAAAGCUAGGGGAGGCCAGUGUGAGAUAUACAUGAAGUUUUUAUCUGAUUUAAGAACAUUAAAAUGAUUUUAAAUUAAUUCCUUAAAUACAAAGGGGGCUGAUUUGAAAGAGUGCGCCACAUUCCUGCAAGUUUGUUUGUUUGUUUGUUUGUUUUUUUUGUUCUUCCUAUUGGCGGUUUUAACUGUGUUCAUUACUAUAUCAGAUUCUGUAUUCAUCACUACAAAGUUGUUGCCUAGAGCAUUAUCUUGCCCAUUUACCCGGUUUCCUGUUUGAAUUGCAGUGAUGUACUUGGCAGAUAAUUUGUAUUUGUUGUAUGUUUAGUUUUUUCAAUUGCUCUGCACAAUGGAAAUUAACUUAAUGAACAACAAUCUGGCAAGCAGGAAAUCUUCCUAAGUAUAAAUGCUUUAUUAAAAGCCACGUUACCUACCUAUCUUUUAAACUAGCCUCUUGUCUUGCGUAUUGCGGUUUAGUCCAAGUAGCUUGACGAUGUCAUUGCUUUACAGAAGUGAAGUGGAUUAUCUGCUCAUAGUUAGGAUGGCAAGAAUUAAAACACAUCUUUCCCACACGCACACGACAUCUGGAUCAUUGCAUAAUGCAGCUUGUGUGUGCUUUCACUGCAGAUGCAAUCUUUACCAUGAUAGUCCUUUUACAAGCAUACAUGUUUUAUUAUAAAUCAAACACACACUGUUGAAGCCUGCAAUGUAGAACAUAAUUUGCAUGAUUUUAUUUAAUCUGGUUUUCCAUUUUAUGUCCUCAUUUAUUAGUUUUUGCAAACAUGGAGUUUUGGCAAGCAUAUUUUACUAUACCAUGGAUCACCAUCAUAUUUUACUAACUCUGAGCAUGGUGGAAUUUCUGUAGCCCAGUAUAAAAAUGACCACUAGAGGUGUGCACCAUUAAUUUCUUCCCCACUGAAACUGUAAUUUUAAACAUUGCAGACAAACUCAUGGUCUCGGUGAAAAAGAAAUUACCGGUGCACACUCCCAGUGGACUUCUUUUAAAACUGGCUUAAUUUUACAAAUUUCAGCUUGCCCAAUGUCCAUGAGAACAGCAAGAGCAAUAUAUGAUGAUAAAGGACACACAUAAUGGUAACAUUUACAGAUAAAAAAAAAAAAAAAAGAGUAAUGCAAAUCCACUCAAAUCUAUUUUCUUACCUUGCACAGUAUUGAAGCUGAAGAUCUUUUCUUCUUUGUUUUCUAUUCUAUCUUGUUUUUUUCUUACAAGUUAUCUUAAGCAAUUUGCAAGGAAGUCACUUCAUUCUUUCAAAUCGGUCCCCUGAUCCUCUCUGUUCGGGACUGUUUCCCUGAGCUGGACCUGUUCAAAUCUCUUUCAAACCAGACUGGUCUCUACAUGCAUAGAUACACUGUUUAAAAUAUUGAAGAAAAGUAAUCUUGUGUAGCUAUAAUUAACUAAUUUUGUUUUUGGGGUUGUCCAAUUCAUUAAUUCCUUUUUUUUUUUUUCUGUUACCAAUGAAAACUCAUGACAGCCUGCAAUCCCUCACAUUUUUCGUGUCUGAAUAUUCUUUCAAAUCAUACCUAUUCCAUCAUUUUUUAUUUUGAGUAAAAAUGGAAGUUACCACAGAGAAAUAUCUUAGGAGUACAAUUAACCACUGUAUCCCACUGGAAUUCUGUUCUUAGCAUAAUCAUUUUAUUUAAAACCUGGUGGUAUAGUACGGUCUACAGUAAGGCUGAUCCAUCCUGAAGGCAGCCUCUUUGAAUAUUCAAAGGUCUCUCCCAGCACCCAGCUUUUCUGGGGUGUGUGGGGGUUGAUUUACUUUUUUUUUUUUUUUUUUUUUUUUUUUUUUAAUGAUGGUUAAGUGCAUCAGCACAAAAUUAGAUUGUUACAAAUGUAAAAAAAUGUAUAAAAGAAACAUUUUAAAGGAAGAUACAUUGCAGGACCUAGCUGAUCUUUUUUUUUUUUUUCCCAUUAAUUAUGUGAUGAUUCCAGCAAGAGGCUUAACAAAAACUCCAUGUAUUUCUGCUGUUGGUUCCUGUGUAAUUUGGCUGUGUGUGUGUUUGGUGUCUGUAAGCGUGUGUGUGCGUGACUGUACUUACUAAUGGACAGUGUUUGUGACAUGGGCACAAUGCCCCAGUACUAUUGCUGUUAAAUUGUAUGUGCUGUGUGCAAUAUUUUUACACUCUUGCUAUUCUGGUGUCUGCUUUACAAUCUUGUGCCCAUAGGCUUUCAUUAAAGUCUUCUGGAUUGUUAAAGAGCAUGUGUAGAAAAUAGUGCCUCUACCAGGCCUUGCAGUGACCAGUUGACUCCGGGUGGUGCCAAUGUCAACCAUAAACUUGGACUGCAAACAGCCUGAAACACGGGUUGAAUCGGAAACAUUUUUCAAUUCCAAAACUGGUCACAUUGUUCAGCUGCAAAUUUUGAGAUCUAUCUUUAGGUAUUGCUUGAAGCUGGUGAAAAAAAAGACUGAAAUAUUGUAUAAUUUAAAAAGUUGUGGAAAGACAAUCGAUUCCCUUUGGAUAGCAGUUUGAGCCAUUCCAGAGAUUACACUGCGUGUACAUACAUUUGAGUGUUGCAUACAUACUGUUGCUGGACCCCUAUGUGAAUCUCUUUUGAGAAGUUAAAGGAAGUGUGUGGGCACAAGGUCAUAUCACAGCAGAGUUAUAUAUUGUGUUCAGUUCUGGUCACCUCGUUACAAAAAGGAUAUUGCUGCUCUAGAAAGAGUGCAAAGAAGAGCAACCAGAAUUAUCCCGGGUUUAAAAGGCAUGUCGUAUGCAGACAGGCUAAAAGAAUUGAAUCUAUUCAGUCUUGAACAAAGAAGACUACGCGGCGAUCUGAUUCAAACAUACAAAAUCCUAAAAGGUAUAGACAAUGUCAACCCGGGGGACUUCUUUGACUUGAAAAAAGAAAAAAGGACCAGGGGUCAUAAAUGGAGAUUAGAUAAAGGGGCAUUCAGAACAGAAAAUAGGAGGCACUUUUUUACACAGAGAAUUGUGAGGGUCUGGAACCAACUCCCCAGUAAUGUUGUUGAAGCUGACACCCUGGGAUCCUUCAAGAAGCUGCUUGAUGAGAUUCUGGGAUCAAUAAGCUACUAACAACCAAACGAGCAAGAUGGGCUGAAUGGCCUCCUCUCGUUUGUAAACUUUCUUAUGUUCUUAUGUUCUUAUGUUCUUACUCCGUUUGGGAAUUGUACCACCAUUUUGUUCUCGUUUUUUUUUUUCUGCUUGGAAAAGACUGUUUGGUUCCAUAGCAUUUAACACCAUAGAAAGUAAUCUUUUAAACUUACCCAAAUUCUGAUCUUCAUGGUAUCUGUAAACCAAAAAAAAAAAAUCCAUUCUAUUAAUCUACAUUUUCAUUUUCC